Molecule: messenger RNA, 2494 nt
Organism: Solanum tuberosum (potato)
Lineage: Eukaryota; Viridiplantae; Streptophyta; Magnoliopsida; Solanales; Solanaceae
Product: laccase-6
Exons: 4
Coding region: 495-2303 (602 amino acids)
Biological process (GO): lignin catabolic process
Cellular component (GO): apoplast
Molecular function (GO): copper ion binding; hydroquinone:oxygen oxidoreductase activity
Source: RefSeq, a predicted model, not a curated record
GAGUAUGCUGCAGAAGUAGGGCAAUAGUAAGUUGAGGAAAGGGUAGCCUUCCCUACUCAAAAAGAGCAGGUUUGCAUUGCAAGCAAAACUCCACUUCCUCAGUCAUAAUCUAUUUAACUUUUAUGUACUCAUAUGCUACCAAUUAAGCAAAAAUGUAGUAUGGUCAGGGACUAUAAUGAGCUAGCUAUACAUUUUAUUUUUAAAAAAACAAAAAUUUGCUUUGCUCACCAGUGAGCAUAAUAUAUAUGAAUAAAGAUUUCCCCAACAACUUAUUAUUACAAAACCAUGUGAGAGGAAUCAUGGAAGCUAUCAAAUAUAAACACACCUAGCCAACAUCUUAUAAUUUCUCUUCCUUGUAUAUAUUCAUCAAGCCUUUAGUCUUAUAAAAUGUCAAUCUUCUUUUAUUCUCCUAACUCUCAACAUGAAAAACUUGGUCACUACUUUGUUUAUUUACUUCUUAGUAAUCUUGUUUCUCUGCAAUAAACAUAGCAAAUAUGUUGUGGGUUUUAGACCACAACGGCGAGGAGGCAGAUCAACAAGAUUCUAUGAUUUCAAGGUUUAAUUUCUUUUAUCAAACAAAUGGUAUUUACUUGUCACUGAAGUCUUUUUUUUUUUUUCAGGUGCAAACUACUAGGAUUACUAAGUUAUGUAACACUAAAGACAUUCCAACCAUCAAUGGAAUGUAUCCAGGUCCAGUUGUUUAUGCUCAAGAAGACGAUAAAGUUAUCGUCAGAGUUACCAAUGAAUCCCCAUACAAUAUCACAAUCCACUGGCAUGGCAUCCGUCAGAGGCUAUCGUGUUGGUCUGAUGGCCCUUCUUACAUUACACAAUGCCCCAUACAAACUGGACAAAACUUCACUUAUGAGUUCACUUUGGUACAACAGAAGGGCACAUUUUUCUGGCACGCUCAUGUUUCGUGGCUUCGAGCCACUGUUUAUGGUGCCAUUGUUGUUUACCCUAACAAUGGUGUUCCUUACCCUUUCAAGUUCCCAUAUGAAGAGCAUAUUAUUAUUUUAGGAGAGUUUUGGAUGAAGGACAUGGUGCAAAUUGAGCAGGCAGUUUUAGCUAGUGGCAGAGCCCCACCACCGGCUGAUGCUUUUACCAUCAAUGGCCAACCCGGCCCUAAUUAUAAUUGCUCUGCUGAUGAUAUUUUUAAAAUAGAUGCGGUUCCAGGGAAGACAUACUUGUUAAGGUUAAUCAAUGCAGCUUUGAACCAGGAGCAUUUCUUUGCCAUUGCAAAUCACAGAUUGACAAUUGUUGAAGUUGAUGCAGAGUACACAAAGCCAUUGACCACAGACCGAGUCAUGCUCGGGCCGGGGCAAACCCUAAACGUCUUAGUCACAGCAGAUAAACCUAUAGCAAGAUAUUCAAUGGCCAUGGGACCUUAUCAAUCUGCUAAGAAUGUCUCAUUUCAAAACAUAACAGCAAUAGCUUACUUCCAGUAUUUUGGUGCCACAGCAAAUGGCUUAAGUUUACCUGCAGCUUUACCACAUUUUGAUGAUAAUCUUGCCGCUAAGACAGUCAUGGACGGGCUUAGAAGUCUUAAUCCUGUUACUGUUCCUAAAGAUAUUGACAGAAACCUAUUCGUUACAAUUGGACUAAACGUGCAAAAAUGUCGGUCCAAGAAUCCCCAAAAAGAUUGUCAAGCUAAAGGUGGUGGAGUCAUGGCUGCUUCCAUGAAUAACAUCAGCUUUAGUAAACCUAACAUCUCAAUUUUGGAAGCGUACUACAAGAACAUCAGUGGGUACUUCACUCAAGAUUUUCCUGGGGUACCCCUGAAGUUCUAUGAUUUUGUGAAUGGGGCACCUAAUAACCCUCCUAAUGACACAAAUUCACUGAAUGGAACUAGGACCUAUGUCCUUGACUAUGGGACCAAGGUUCAACUGAUCCUACAGGACACCAGCACCGUCUCCACGGAGAACCACCCUAUUCAUCUUCAUGGCUACAGCUUUUAUGUUGUGGGUUAUGGUACCGGAAACUAUGAUCCAGAUACAGCCAACUUCAAUCUGGUGGAUCCACCAUAUAUGAACACAAUUGGAGUUCCAGUAGGUGGAUGGGCUGCCAUUCGAUUCAUUGCUGACAAUCCAGGUAAUAAAUUAGAAACUAAAUUUCAUCUCAUAAUUAUGACAGUCCGUUGUACUAAACUCACGGAUGGACCAUUUUCAUGCACAGGGGCAUGGUUUAUGCACUGUCAUUUGGAGAUACAUUUAUCUUGGGGCUUAUCGGUGGUGCUCAUUGUGAAGAAUGGGGAAGGGCCAUUAGAAAGACUUCCUCAUCCUCCAAAAGACUUGCCCAGAUGCUAGAUAUAUGUGAUGUUUAUUAGGGUGGAGGUUGAUAACAACAAACCUGGAAAGUUUAUAUGUUUCCAAUUGGAGAUUCUUUGACCCACCAAGUGUGCAAUAGCCGAUACACUUAUUUUAUUUAUUCAAAGAAUUGGCAAUUGUUGACAUUUAUAAGUUUGUGUAAUAGAAUCGGAACUGGUCUCUCAUGCUCA